GGGGCCCUGCAGUGGCGGCGGGGCUCCUCCUCCUGCUGCUCCUCCUCCUCGCUCGAGCGCCUCCCCGACCUCCCCCUCGGGCGCUCUCGCGCUAACUGCGCUCCUCCUGGGCCCCUCCGCCCGCUUCCAGCCAUGGUGGUCUGGCGCUCGGCGUUCUUCAUCUGCCUCGCUUUCUCCUUGGCCACUCUGGUCCAGAGAGGAUCUGGGGACUCCGAUUUACGUCUGGAGGAUGCAUUUGAAGCAACUUCCUCAGUAAAGCAGAGAUGGGACCAUGGCACCACCACAACCAAGAGGCCAGUAGCGACCAGAGCUCCAGCCAAGCCUGCAGAUAAUGAUUUUAACUUGGCUGAUGCCUUGGAUGAUCGAAAUGAUCGAGACGAUGGCCGCAAGAAACCGAGUGCAGGAGGAGGAGGUUUUUCAGACAAGGAUCUUGAAGACAUAUUAGGUGGCGGGGAAUACAAACCUGACAAAGGUGAUGGCCGGUAUGGCAGCAGUGACGACCCCGAAUCCGGAAUGUCGGCGGAGGCCGGCACCAUCGCCGGCGUGGCCAGUGCCCUGGCCAUGGCCCUGAUCGGCGCGGUCUCCAGCUACAUCUCGUACCAGCAGAAGAAGUUCUGCUUCAGCAUCCAGCAUGCAGCAGAAGGUCAAGAGGGUCUGAGUGCAGACUAUGUGAAGGGAGAGAACCUGGAAGCCGUCGUGUGCGAGGAACCCCAAGUGAAAUACCUAACGCUGCAAACGCAGUCUGCGGAGCCACCGCCCUCUGAUGCGCCCCGAAUCUGAGGGCGCCACUCUGCAGCAGGGAUGCCUCGUUUCCCUCGGACCCCCAGCUGCUGCACUGCUUUGCUGACAUCAUUGGCUUCUCGUCUUAAGUUUUCCAGAUGAGCUCUGGGUGCGUGUGAGUCUGCCUUCUGCGCCUGCCCUGCCACAGAGGCCCCGAAGACACUCAGGGUGGAACCCAGCGCCAGCACCAGCCUUGAAGCCGCCAGGCUGCCACCCCGGGGGCCAGCCUGUCCCCGGCCCUGAGGGAGCUGGGGGUGGUGAGACCGAGGUGAGGGAUGAGAGCUGGAACCCAGGGUGGUGUGAUGCCCUGCACUCCGCGUUAACUCAGUGUGUCUCUGGCAGUGACCUCCAAGUGCUGUGCAUAGAGCCCCUGCAUCAGGUAACCACACACACACACACACACACACACACACACACACACACACACGUGCACGCGCGCGCGCACACACACACACACACACACACACACCACCUAGUGCAGGUAAUGUGGGUCUGGGGGCGGCGGGGGGUACUUUCGGUCCUUCCUCGUCCCAGCUUUUACACUGCUGGGCUCCCAGACAGCUGCUCCAAGUAGUGGCUUUUCAUUUCUUUAAGGGCAAACACACCCACCCUGAGAGUUUAGGAACCUUCUGGACAAGUAGCUGUGACUCUCGGGCCUAACUGUCCUCUGAUUCCAUAGGGGCUUCGUGUGGUCUCCCAGCUGAUGUGAUUAGUUUUUAGGAAUCAUUUAUGCCUUGAAAUGAGUGCUCCUCUUCCACUCUGUGUUCUUGUUUUAGCAGCAAAAGGUACAGACAUCAAGGACGAGCAGCAAAGCCGGAGUGUGCAUGUUGUUUGCUUAAAAUUAUCUUUGAGGUUGGAGGGGGAUGGGGAAAGGGACGUCUCCUUGGUUUAGUGAAACCUGCCUGAGUCAGUGUGUCCACUUACCCUGCCUAGCCUGUUCUGAAGAGCCUUUGGGGUGUUACGCUCCCUGCGGUAAAUACCUGAACCCAGGCACUGUCCUGGAGCAGCUGUCUAGUCUGGGCUAGCUUCCUGGAAUGUUCCGUUUGACCCAUAUGUGGUCCUGUCUCCAGGCCCUUUGCUGAGACUGAGCUGAAGUCAAGAGCCACUAUCUACUGAUAAUCAGUUUGUAGUGUCCAAAAGCACUUCCAGAAGCAUAGGUCGGCCGGAAGGUGGGGUCCUAUUGAGACAACUCCACACGCCCCUUUGCGCCGCACACAGCCCCGCGCAUCGUACUGCCUGUGUGUUAGCUCCCUUGCGUUGGCUGAGCUGGGAGGAGGCGAGGCCGAGAUCCUAAGGAAACCGCUGAAAUCAGAGCGGGCCCUGCAGGUUGUAGAAUAUAUGCGUCGUGCGCUCAUGUUAGCAGCUGUUGUAAAACCACACAUGGGAUAGUCCUCCGCUACGGCGUGUGUCCCCAGGCUGCCCUGCAGACCCGUGCCCGUGUGUGCCCGUGGCCCUGAAAGGCCCCCCAGUUGGGGCUGAGUCCAGAUGGGCCAGGACUGUGCGUGUAUGAGGUGGGCAGGGAGCACUGAGACCACCCCUCUGUGGAGAGCCUUGGGUCAUCAACUUGGCCGCUUGUCCCUGCCAAGGAUGGUGAGGGCCGACGGCCCCACCCCUGGCUGCUGCUGGGCGGCCGGAGGGUUUUUGUAUCUGUGGCCUGUUGCCACCCAGUAUCCUAGGUAGUUGGAAUGGGGCAGGGAUCGGGGCCGCCCUCGGCAACUCACCAAGUCCGCAUGGCUGCCCACUGAGGUCCCCGAGGUGUGUCAAAGGAGGAAAAAUGAGGCAGCAGUUGUGUGUGGUAAGUUACUUCUCUCCCUCCCACGGUAGCAACUAGGAUGAGGAACGAUGUGGCCUGUGCGUCGCACUGUACAGCACGGCCGGAACUCCAGAGCUGGUCCACUAGGAGCCCCGAGGCUGGGUGUGCUCCGCCGUUGUCCGCUGUGACUUUACGGGGAGGCUUCUGUGGCGGCAGUGACCGUGCACCCCCACAGCUCUGAUGUACAGUCAGUGCUGCGUGGGAGUCUCUUUGCUCAAAGCGGUGAUUUCGGUUAAGAGACCCGUUUUGCGCUCCCUUACAAGAACGGCCCUAGCCCAGCACCUGGCCCUCUUAGGGCCAGGCCAGGCCUGGAAAGUCAUUGGGUCACCUGUUUGCAGAGCUCUCGCCCCUGGGGGUGCUGGGCACCGACUCCUGCAGAACCCUAGGCUCUUGGAACCAUGUCUAUUUGAAAGUUGCAUUGACCGCCCUGGGCUGGUCCCAGAUGACAGGAAAGACUGAGUGAACUAGAAGGGCCAGUUGAGGGUGUGUGAUCUGUACCAGCUUAACUGGGGGGCUGGAGGCUCAGUGUGGAUAACUGAGCACAGGAGCAAGGAGGCGUGGCAGCUGGUGCGCAGGGUGCUGUGGGGCCCCGAGACCAGUGCCAGGCCUGCUGAGCUGGGAGCGCCUGUGCACUCGUGUGAGGAAGAAGAAAUGGAGAUCGAUCUCAGAAUCCUCUGUACGUUUUAUGUGCUUGUGUUGAAAUGUGAACUGUGAACUUGUGUUUGCAUUAAACAAAAUGGAACCUAUCAGAUCAUUGUA
Molecule: messenger RNA, 3352 nt
Organism: Hyaena hyaena (striped hyena)
Lineage: Eukaryota; Metazoa; Chordata; Mammalia; Carnivora; Hyaenidae
Gene: CD99L2
Product: CD99 molecule like 2
Exons: 10
Coding region: 133-780 (215 amino acids)
Source: RefSeq, a predicted model, not a curated record